This is a messenger RNA of Rhodotorula toruloides NP11, 759 nucleotides long. RefSeq names its product protein of glucose/ribitol dehydrogenase family. The transcript has 2 exons. Gene Ontology annotation, molecular function: oxidoreductase activity, acting on the CH-OH group of donors, NAD or NADP as acceptor. Lineage: Eukaryota; Fungi; Basidiomycota; Microbotryomycetes; Sporidiobolales; Sporidiobolaceae. The coding region runs from base 1 to 759 and encodes 252 amino acids. The record is from RefSeq and is a predicted model, not a curated record.
AUGUCUUCGCCUACUCCCAACGUCUACGUCAUUUCUGGCGCCUCUCGCGGCAUCGGUUUCGCCAUCACCUCCAUCCUUGCUCAACGCGACAACGUCCUCAUCUUUGCCGGCGCACGCGACCUGAAGUCGACGCAGCUGAACGAGCUCGCCCUGAAGUCUGGCGGCAAGGUCGUCCCGGUCAAGCUCGAGUCGACGAGUGUCGAGGAUGCCGCUGCGCUUGCAAAGGUUGUCGAGGAGAAGGCUGGAAAGGUCGACUACGUCUUGGCGGUGGCCGGCAUCUCCCAGUCGACCGACCCGAUCGCCCAGGUUCCGCUCGACGACGUCAGGCGUCACUUCGAAGUCAACACCAUCGGCCCUCUCGUCCUGUUCCAAUCCCUCCUCGCCCUCCUCACCAAGUCCAGCGCGCCGCACUUUAUCGUCGUCUCCACCAUCGCCGGCUCGAUCGCCUCCAUGCCCCAAUUCCUGUUCCCCGUGAGCUCGUACGCGAUCUCCAAGACCGCCGUCAACUCGGCCGUGGUGCGCAUCGCGGUCGAGCACCCCGAUCUGGACGCAUUCGUCUGCCACCCGGGCGUGGUCAGUAGCGACAUGAUCAAGGAGUAUGUGGCGAAGACGGGCACAGCGCUCUCGGACUUUGAGUCGAUGGGUAUGAUCACCCCGGAAGAAUCGGCUGCGAGUCUCGUCAAGCUCUUCGACGGGGCCAAGAAGGAGACGCACUCGGGCAAGUUCUUCAACGUGGACGGGACGUUCUUGCCAUGGUAG